ACGCCGCUUCCACACUUGCACAGUUCCAUUCCUCUAUAAAAUACCUUCCCCACACCAAAUUACUACUCCUUUUGACUGAAAACUGCUGGAGCUUUUCACACUUAGCAGAAAUGGCGGAAUCUUGUUUCCUUUCAUCCUCUCUCAAACCACGACUUCUCCUCAAAGGAGAUGAACAAUGGCGGAGCUGUUUUUACCCAAAUAUAAGGCCAUCCUAUAUGAGGCUUUCAUCCAAUUUCAGAGUACAAGCAUCCAUUGCUAAUUCUAGGGCGAUUGAAAUCCCUAAUCAAUGGUACAACCUAAUUGCUGAUCUCCCAGUGAAACCGCCGCCCUAUUUGAAUCCCAAAACGUUUGAACCGGUUAAACCAGAGGAUUUAUCACCUUUAUUCCCCGAUGAAUUGAUCAAGCAAGAGGUCAGCAACGAAAGGUUCAUCGAUAUCCCGGAAGAGGUCAUCGAUGUUUAUGGCCUUUGGCGGCCGACACCUCUGAUCCGAGCCAAGAGGCUGGAGAAGCUGCUCAAUACGCCUGCACGUAUAUACUACAAGUAUGAAGGUGCUAGCCCUGCUGGCUCCCAUAAGCCUAACACGGCUGUACCACAGGUCUGGUAUAACGCGAAGGAAGGUGUUAAGAACGUUGUCACUGAAACGGGCGCUGGCCAAUGGGGGAGCUCUCUGGCCUUCGCGUGCAGCUUGUUUGGUCUUAACUGUGAAGUGUGGCAGGUACGCGCAUCCUAUGAUCAGAAGCCCUAUCGUAAGCUGAUGAUGCAGACGUGGGGGGCGAAGGUGCACCCCUCGCCUUCUAGUCUCACUGAGGCUGGUCGGAGGUUGCUUGAGAAGGACCCCACGAGCCCGGGAAGUUUAGGGAUUGCUAUCUCUGAAGCUGUUGAGGUUGCAGCAGGGGAUCCCGACACGAAGUAUUGCUUAGGUAGUGUGCUCAACCAUGUUCUGAUGCAUCAAACUGUCAUCGGUGAGGAAUGCAUAAAACAGAUGGAGGCCAUAGGAGAGUCUCCUGAUGUGAUCAUUGGAUGCACUGGUGGCGGUUCUAAUUUUGGGGGGCUUGCUUUCCCGUUCAUCCGGGAGAAGAUGAGUGGCGCGAUGAACCCAAUCAUCCGAGCAGUGGAGCCAACUGCGUGCCCCUCGCUGACCAAGGGCGUGUUUGCUUAUGACUACGGUGACACAGCAGGGAUGACUCCGUUGAUGAAGAUGCACACCCUCGGGCAUGACUUCAUACCCGACCCAAUCCACGCUGGCGGUUUGAGGUACCACGGAAUGGCUCCAUUGAUCUCACAUGUACAUGAAUUAGGCUAUAUGGAAACACUUGCAAUUGCUCAAAAUGAAUGCUUUGAAGGGGCGAUAAAGUUUGCAAGGACAGAGGGGUUGAUACCGGCGCCUGAGCCAGCACACGCCAUCGCUGCCACCAUACGAGAAGCUCUUCGUUGCAGGGAGACGGGGGAAUCGAAGGUGCUUCUCAUGGCAAUGUGUGGACAUGGCCAUUUUGAUUUGCCAGCUUAUGACAAGUAUUUGAAUGGAGGGCUUGUAGAUUUGUCUUUCUCUCAAGAUAAGAUUGAUUUAUCACUUGCUAAUAUUCCUCAGAGAAACUAGCUAAUUCUGUAGGUGGAAUAAAAUGUUUUACUACUACUUUUGAGAUCAUUUAAUUUCCUUGGGCAUUUGGUCAUAGGCUCGUCGGGUAAAUUUUCUUCGAAUCAUGUUGGAUUAUUUAUUCAAUACAAUUUGUCUCAAUCUAUUAAUUGAGCAAUAAGUUUCUGGUCCA
This is a messenger RNA of Salvia splendens (bonfire salvia), 1767 nucleotides long. Its product is annotated as tryptophan synthase beta chain 2. NCBI's taxonomy places the organism in Eukaryota, Viridiplantae, Streptophyta, Magnoliopsida, Lamiales, Lamiaceae. The coding region runs from base 111 to 1598 and encodes 495 amino acids. Gene Ontology annotation, biological process: L-tryptophan biosynthetic process. Gene Ontology annotation, molecular function: pyridoxal phosphate binding; L-serine hydro-lyase (adding indole, L-tryptophan-forming) activity; tryptophan synthase activity. The record is from RefSeq and is a predicted model, not a curated record. The transcript has 6 exons. Gene Ontology annotation, cellular component: cytoplasm.